Argiope bruennichi is the source of this 2775-nucleotide messenger RNA. RefSeq names its product kyphoscoliosis peptidase-like. The record is from RefSeq and is a predicted model, not a curated record. The coding region runs from base 312 to 2603 and encodes 763 amino acids. The transcript is spliced from 10 exons. NCBI's taxonomy places the organism in Eukaryota, Metazoa, Arthropoda, Arachnida, Araneae, Araneidae.
GGCUAGUGAAUUCAUGCUAGAUUUUUCCCCAUCUGUGGGACCUGUAGAGUCCCGUAGAAUGGCAUGACUUGUCAACCCGAGUGUCACGCGUCUCUCGCAGAAGAAAGUUCCACAGAUUUCGGAUUGAAAACUUUCGUCCAGUGAAUCUGCUUUUGCAAGGCCAGUAUGAAAUUGUGCGUGUAUUCCAAAGUGGUGAAAAUGUAUGCAUUUUCUUUGAGGUGCGUUUUGGUCUGCAGUUAAGGAUAUGUGGGAAAUGGAAAUGGACAAAACUCCAUAUCCGGUCAAGAUAAACCCAGGAUAAGUGUGACUCUAUGGGGUGUGGUUCCAGUCGAAGAAUACAGGCAAUCACCUCAACCCCAAUUCAGAACUCUGCCAAUCACAACAAAGACAUGGUGCUACCUGUGGCUUGGAUGUCCCAGGCCAAGAAAGCUGUACCCAUCUCGGCAAAUGCAUCCGCGCAGACCGACGCCUGUUCCAGAAUGUCGGACACUGACGCCCAGACGGACAUCGAGCUCACGCCCAUAAUGGGCUGGGACACGAGGGACGUCGAGACCCAGACUCCAGUGGACGAAGGGUUCGACAGUCUGGAUAGGAUCCUUGCCAAAGCGGAUCAGUUCUUGUUGAUGCCCAAGUACAGAUCUGACCACUUUGUUACCACCUGUGUCGAUGCGUCUGUCCAAACGACGUACAGCAGGGCUGAAGAGUCCACGCAAACAGAUCCAGAACCUUCGAGAGAUGACUAUCGUCAAGAUGUGAAGGAAAACGGAAGUUUCGAUUCGAUUUUCGCAGAUCUGUCCAAUAAAUAUGACACUGAAAACAGAAUUGAUGAUUUAUUAGCAAGGUCUACGAAAAUGUCAUCCAUGGAAUCUCAGACAGAACCGGUUAACAGAGCCAAAGCUGCCAACACCGCGGACAGCGAGGCGGCCGGCGUGCUCUACAUGAGCGAGUUGCUCUCGCCCUUCGCCCACCUGGAGAAGGAACUGGGCAGCGGUGCCUUUGAGGACAGUCGCCUGUCGAAGGACGCUGUCCAGGAUGGUAUCACCAGGCUGCUGAUGGACGUAGAGGACAGCUUAAGCAAGCACGCCGUCCUCGACUAUGCCCUCAAAAUGAACCUCAGGGAAAUUGGAGUACAGACAGACAACGAUCCGAUAACAGACGAGGCCCCUGAAUAUGCGGCAAGACCACCACCUUGCAAGAAGCAAGAAAUGAUUCCAGAUAUGAAUGUUUUUGAGGAAAUUGACAAGCAUGCCACUGAGGCUCCAGAAUCUACAAAAUCUUCCUUGAGAAAUUUAGUAAAUUACCUGUGUGCUGCCGCUGAAAAUGAUCUGUUCAAAGUUCGAGCAUUUUUCAGAUGGAUAUCCAACAACAUCACGUAUGACUGGAAAUAUAUGGAUGUAAAGCUUGGAGCUGAUCAAGUUCUGGUUCAAGGAGAAGGCGUGUGCAAGGAUUACUGCAAAUUAUUUGGGGAAAUGUGCAAGCUGGCCAAUAUCCGGGUAAAACGCAUACAUGGAUUUGCGAAAGGAUUCGACUACAGGCCCGGUCACCAAUUCCACCCCGGAGAGGACAUCACGCAUGCCUGGAAUGCUGUCUUCAUUUUUGGAGCCUGGCGUCUCAUAGACGUCACUUGGGGAACAGGUUAUACAGAUCACACGGGGAAAUUCCAGCGCAAAUUGAACGAGCAUUUUUUCCUCACUGACCCAGAAGUGCUAAUUUGGACGCAUUUUCCUUACAGUGAAAUGGAAAGUAACUACUCCAGAUGGCAGCUUCUAGACAAGCCACUCAAACUGGACGAGUUCAAUGCCCUUCCAAAAGUGACUCCGUUCUUCUUCGAAUACAACCUGCGAAUCCGAUCCCGUCCUCAAAAUCCCGUCGUGUUCCGAUUCCAGACAGAGCUUAAAAUCACGGCCCACAAGCCGACGAGGUAUAAGUACAAACUGUAUUCGGUGGAAGACAGAGAGAAUGGGGCGCUCAACAACUACGUCUUCUGCCAGCUGAAAGAGGAUAGACUGCUGGGCUCCUUUGCCAUCAGCCCGCCGUCCGAAGGAAUGUAUUAUUUCAAGGUAUAUGCUAGACCCGAAUGGCAGAUGUAUGAAGACACAACACUCAAAAAUGUAGCCAUUUUCUUGCUGGAGUGCUUAAAAGCAAAGAAGCACAUCAAUCCCUACCCCUUGCACGACGUACCGUGGGGUCCUGCACAGUCUUUCUAUGACUUCAAGAUGAAGUUGAUUAACCAGGUAGGACCUGUCAUAGUAACGUGGGGUGGAAAGAGGAAACUGACUCUAGAAACAGCGACAGUCAUGCUCAUCACACAGCAACUCUUUGACGCCAAUAACAAGGAGAUGGAUACCAGAGGAAUCAUCAGCCGUGAGGACUCCGAUAUCCGCAUCACCUUUACCAUCACUCCCCCAAGAACAGGCUACUUCAAACUCCUCAUCUUCGGGAUUCCAAAGCCCAAACUCAAAGGCAAGUGGCGACUGCCGCUCCUGGCCUCCUUCCUGAUCGACUGCAAGCUCACCAAGAACCCUGGGGAUGACGAUCCUUACAAUUCCAACACCAAGAAAGAUACCAAGAAGAAAAGAAUGAGGGUGCCCACGGUCAGGUGAAGGGGACCUGGCCGUAAAAAGGGCUCCUGGACAUGAUGGCCUCUUGCAGUGUUGAGUGCUUGGAUCGCGCCUCAGGUUAUCCAUUGUUUGGUUCAUUUGCUUUAUUUUUCUUUCAUUCUGCGACAUCUGGGAAUGGAAACUGUUUUAUUAACAGAAAGUAAUUAAUUAGCUG